This is a messenger RNA of Plasmodium fragile, 906 nucleotides long. RefSeq lists its product as uncharacterized. The transcript has 2 exons. The coding region runs from base 1 to 906 and encodes 301 amino acids. NCBI's taxonomy places the organism in Eukaryota, Apicomplexa, Aconoidasida, Haemosporida, Plasmodiidae. The record is from RefSeq and is a predicted model, not a curated record.
AUGGAAGUACACGUUAGGUUUGCAAUUUUGGGUCUCCUGAACAUGUUGUUGGUGACGUUCAUUUUUCUGUUGAUACAUCAGGAAAGAGGCCUAAACGGAGAAUCGCUAAGUAGUACCACGGAAAGAUGUACACAAUUGGGUCAGAGAAAACUAGCGGCAUGCUCUCCUCCAAGUCCAAUGAACAAUGAAUUGAAUGAAGACGAUGAGACUCCUGGGACGAGCAGCGCUAGUAAUAACCCCGGACAUGGGAAGGGAAAUUAUAUGAAUGAGCAUAAUAGUAUGAACAAUAAAAAAGGCAAUAAUGCAAAAAAUGCAAAUGCAAUAAAUUAUGUGUAUAACGAUAUAGAAGACACAUAUGAACUCCCUGAUUAUAACAUGAUAAAGGAAAAUGAAAGGAGACUAAAGGAGGACUAUGAUUUGAGUUCGUACGAAAAGAAUGAAAAUGAAUUUUUGCGACACAUAUCUGAGGGUGAAGUGAAUGAAAGGAUUAAGAAGUUAGGAGAGUAUGUAAAUGUGAAGGAGAUGUUUAUUAUAUGGAACUACAUCAAUGGGUUCGAAAGAGCAAAAUAUAUUAACAUGGAGAAAAAUAUGAUUCAACAUUGUGAGGACCUUUCUUCCACUUAUAAUGUUUCAAAAAAGACAAAGACUAAAUUGUGGACUACGAUUUACUACUACAUGAAGGAUGAGAUGUUUUACCAGGAAAGGAAAUUACACAAGGCGCUAUACAACUUCCUGGACCAGGGGCCAAGUCCGAAGGGGCUCUUUCUAGAGUUCAUUGAUCAGACGAUACGUUCCUGGAGAGACUUCCGCAGGGGCGUAAACAAAAUCUGCAUGGCUAUGUUAAACUCGACGGUGAAAGGGGAUUCAUCGGGUGGUGUGUCGUUGCAGCGUGAUGGAGUGGCGUGA